UGCUUUCCUUUUUUUUUCUUUUCCAAGCCGGAAGGGUUCAAAAGAGAUUGUGUGCUUCAGAAGUUCAAUUUGAUUUAUAAGUUCAAUUUUCAUCGGAAGUUUCCUGCUAAACGUGCUCCGUAGUGUUUAGCAGGUGCUGUCUUUGUAGCGAGUGCGCGGCUGUCAAGGGCCAAGUGAGCGAUUCGGUGAAAUCGCUUCAGCAGUAACCGACCAACUGAGUGGAUUGGAGUAGGGUGGACCGCUCAAUUUCAUUUGUCGUGAGAGUUGUUAUCUCCACGGUCCAGGUGCUUUCUCUUGGUUCAGCGAUUCGCGAAAAAUUGACGUUUGCAAGUGCGUCACGGUCGUGAAAGCAACAGUUUUAACACAACCAUGGUCGAGAAAAAAUUAGAGUCCAAGAUGGCAGCCGUUGAUGUAGCUAAAGCUGCUGAGAAUCUGCGAAACCUGAAACUCUCAGGCCAUGUUGGAUUCGAUAGUUUACCGGACCAGUUGGUGAACAAAUCCGUUCAACAAGGUUUCAUUUUCAACAUCCUCUGUAUUGGUGAAACUGGACUUGGAAAAUCCACUCUGGUGGAUUCUCUGUUUAACACCAACUUCGACUCUUCUCCAGCACCACACACCUUACCCAGUGUUAAAUUGAAGUCUCACACAUAUGAACUACAAGAAAGCAGCGUCCGACUCAAGCUGACCAUUGUUGAUACUGUUGGGUACGGUGACCAAAUUAACAAAGAAGACAGCUUUAAAUCCAUUGUGGACUACAUUGAUGCCCAGUUUGAGGCGUACCUGCAAGAGGAAUUAAAAAUCAAACGAUCCCUUUCAAUGUACCAUGACACAAGAACUCAUGUGUGCCUCUACUUCAUCUGUCCCACAGGUCAUGGAUUGAAGUCAAUUGACCUUGUUUGUAUGAAACAGCUGGAUACCAAAGUCAACAUCAUCCCAAUAAUAGCGAAAGCAGACACCAUCUCCAAAACAGAAUUGCAGAAAUUCAAGGCUAAAAUCAUUCAGGAGUUGAACGCAAAUGGAGUUCGCCUGUACAAGUUCCCAACAGAUGAUGAGUCUGUAUCUGAAGUAAACUCUCAGAUGAAUUCUCAUGUGCCGUUUGCUGUUGUUGGUAGCAGCGAUUUUGUCCGAGUUGGCAACAAGAUGACACGAGCCAGACAAUACCCAUGGGGAACUGUCGAAGUUGAAAAUGAAGCCCAUUGCGACUUUAAGAAAUUGCGUGAAAUGCUAAUCCGCACUAAUAUGGAGGACAUGCGCGAAAAGACCCACACCCAACACUACGAGCUUUAUCGCAAAAAGCGACUUGAACAGAUGGGUUUCAGCGACGUAGACUCAGAGAAUAAGCCUGUGAGUUUCCAGGAGUCUUUCCAAAACAAACGAUCAAAUCACUUGCAAGAGCUCCAAAAACAAGAAGAUGAAAUGCGCCAGCUCUUCAUCGUCCGUGUCAAGGAAAAGGAGGCAGAGAUCAAAGAAGCUGAAGCUGAUUUGCAGGCCAAGUUUGAGCGCCUGAAGCGCGAACAUGCUGAAGAGAAACGGAAGCUGGAAGACUCCCGACGACAACUUGAAGAGGACAUCAUCGAGUUCAACAGACGCAAGCAACAGUUCGCGACUUUGGGGAACAGUCACACCCUGACAUUGGGCAAGAGCAAAAAGAAAUAAUAUUACAGCUUGGACUUGUGCCAACUCAUCACCAGUCUGUUUGUUGCCCCAAACGAGGCAACGGAGUGCUGAUCAAGGAAUCUGUACUAUUAGCCUGAAUUUUGAGCAGAUUUUUUUAUAAUGCUCUAAAAUAUAUAUCCAAUACUCAAG
This is a messenger RNA of Bemisia tabaci, 1806 nucleotides long. It is a transcript of the gene Septin2, whose product is annotated as septin 2. NCBI's taxonomy places the organism in Eukaryota, Metazoa, Arthropoda, Insecta, Hemiptera, Aleyrodidae. The record is from RefSeq and is a predicted model, not a curated record. Gene Ontology annotation, molecular function: GTP binding.